Centropristis striata (black sea bass) is the source of this 1002-nucleotide messenger RNA. Its product is annotated as tryptase-like. The transcript is spliced from 6 exons. Gene Ontology annotation, molecular function: serine-type endopeptidase activity. Lineage: Eukaryota; Metazoa; Chordata; Actinopteri; Perciformes; Serranidae. The record is from RefSeq and is a predicted model, not a curated record. Bases 1 to 1002 code for a protein of 333 amino acids. Gene Ontology annotation, biological process: proteolysis.
AUGGCUCUCUACCAGUUUCUGUGCACCUCGGCGGUGAUGAUCACUCUCUUAUCCAAAGCCGAAUGCGGUCGUGCUUUCAGCAACAACAAAAUCGUGGGAGGUCAAAAUGCGUCUCCAGGAAGUUGGCCCUGGCAGGUGGUUUUGACCGCUAACAACAUUAGCUUCUGUUCAGGGUCCCUGAUUCACCACCGCUGGGUGAUAACAGCUGCUCACUGCCUCACAGGAGGGGACCUGGACACCACCGAGGUUGUUCUGGGCCGCCACAGCCAGUCAGGAACACACUUGAACGAAGAGACUCGGGGACUCGACAGGAUCGAAUGUCAUCCUUCAUACAGAUUCCUGACCAACGACAAUGACAUUUGUCUCCUGAAGCUGUCGGCGCCGGUGACGUUUACGGAGUACAUACAGCCGGUGUGUUUAGCAUCGGCAGACAGCACCUUCCACGCCGGAGUCAUGAGCUGGAUCACUGGUUUUGGCUCCACCGACCCUGACACAGAUUCUCCGGCCGACGUGCUGCAGGAGGUGGAUGUCCCAAUAGUGGGAAACAACCAGUGCAGAUGUACGUAUCCGCUAAUCACAGACAACAUGAUCUGUGCCGGACACGAAGAUGGAGGGAAGGACGCUUGUCUGGGAGACUCAGGGGGGCCUUUGGUGACCAAAAAGGGUUCUGCCUGGAUCCUGAGUGGAAUUGUGAGUUUUGGUAAAGGCUGUGCCGUGCCGAUGAUACCUGGAGGUUACACCCGUGUGUCCCGGUACCAGGAAUGGAUCAAGAGCAUCACCGGCUACAGUACACCCGCCUUUGUUACCUACGUCUCCUCAGGAGAGGACAGUGAUUUAACAUAUACCUGUUCAAAAUCAUUAGACAGCGAACCGAUCGCAACCAACACAAUUAAAACCACCACAACAACAACAACCACCACAACCCCAGCUACCACAACAACCACCACCAAAAAGAAUAAUAAAGAGCCGCUGACCAUCACCAGGAGUCAGAAUGAAGACUGA